GGCCAUGUAAUAUUACAUACAAAAUAAAAACAAAUCAAAGGAGGAGUUUUUAUUGCAAAUUAAGAAUAUAGUUAAACAAAUUAAAAUAAACUUGCAUUUAAAGAUUCAAGUUAAACUUGAUAGAAUAUAUCAAACUACUAUUAUUAAUGAUAGUAGUGUGUCUUUAUUCCCCAUAUGCAAUAAAACAAAGUAGUAGGCUACUGUAUUCACUUGAUGGUGAAGAUGAGAAAGAGUAUAGUGCCACUGUGCCAGGCAUAAGGGAAAUAAAUAAGAUAAUAAUGCAUCGCGAGAAUAAUGUGUAUGCACCAUAGGUAUGCACACUCAAAAAUGUACUUUAAUUUAGAAUUGUCAAGUUUAUUCUUCAAAAAUAUAUUGACAGUAUUUUCAAAAUAAAAAAGCAAAUCCUCCUCCUAUUGGUAUAUUUAAUACCUAACCCUACUAGUAGAAAUUCAAUUCAACAAUAUAUAUAUAUAUAUAUAUUCUAUCGACCUAUUGAACGUAUUUAUACCCAAAAAACGAACAACAUUUUCUCGUUUUUCUUUGUAAUCCACUUUAUUUUGAAAAAUGCAUUGCUCAACAUCCGGCGCUGACAACCUUCCAUUCAAUCCAUGCUCCGUGGCUCUGGAUCUAUUGAGCAGCCUAAAAAACACGAAGCAAAAACCGGGGAUUCGGUCUGCCUUCCUCCGCUGUCAGUCAGACACAUUAAAACAACCAUAGUCCUGUUUUUACAUACGUAUCUAGCCGUCAUUUACAGUGACGUUUAAUCUAUCUGUGCACGUUCUGCGGCUGUUGGUUAAAUGUGACGUUUGAGGACAACACAGACAAUCGGGCGCCGGGCUUGUCGCUGCAGCUUUGCGUCAAAAGCAGCUAAAGCUAAACCGUGGUGCGACAAGUCAGCAAGAAAUACGCGUUAACAGCCACGUUUCCAGACAGACAGCACACAGGUUAUUUUGGGUACGGUUGCUGUCGUGCACAUGCUGCGUUUUAGUGUUGUGAGCUAAUCAAACAUCUGUGCAAAAGCUGUCAGAAGAAAUAGCAGAUUUAAACUCGGUAUUUAGGGGUCGCUUUCUGUCAAUUACCAGCUUUCUGACUUGGACUUUAACUACACCUUUUGGAAAACAGGUUAACAAAUAAUAGGAGAUUUAUUUAAUUGCGAAACAUUUUGUUGGAUUUAAGAGGGGCCUCAUAGCGUUUAACACAUGAGGCCCAGUUGACAAAGAUGGACCUGAAUUUUUAUUCGGAUUUAACGGACGGUACUGGUCAGCACGACGGUGACCCAGAGUUUCUGGACCCGCAGGCUUUCAAUGGAUUUGACUCAGACAACAAGUUUCCUGGAGGCAGUGACAACUACCUGACCAUCUCCGGGUCCGGGCAUCCCUUCCUCUCCUCCUCAGAGUGUGCCACUAAACCCAUUGACCUCUUCAACCUCGCUGGAUCUGCUGGUGGAACCUUCCACACCCCCAGCCUCGGAGAUGAAGAGUUUGAGAUCCCUCCCAUCUCUCUGGAUCCUGACUCCGCCCUCACCGUCUCCGAUGUCGUUUCCCAUUUCGGGGAGUUGUCGGACUCCGGCCCCCCCGACAGCGUGGUUGUUCCCGGGAACGCCGUGGUGGAAGGAGACGACCCCUCGUUCGCCUCCACCUUCGUCAACGCCCCGUCUCAGGGCCUGGAGCACCUGAGUCUGGGCGUCAUCAACCAAUCAGGAGGGAGCGCGCUGUUGGGGUCCUCACUGGGAAUGGACCUCGGGCAUCCAAUCGGAUCUCAGUUCAGCAGCUCGUCCCCGGUCACCAUCGACGUCCCGUUGGGGGACAUGAGCCACGGCCUGCUGGGGUCCAACCAGCUGACCACCAUCGACCAAUCAGAGCUCAGCGCCCAACUGGGGCUGGGUUUAGGAGGCGGGAGCAUGUUGCAGCACCCCCCGUCGCCCGGCAACCGUCUGUCGGCCACGGCGUCGCCCACCAGCUCGCUGCAGGACGACGACAUGGACGACUUCAGGACGAUAGGGCAGAUAGACUGGAAAGGGGGAGACAGGGGUGAGGACAGGGCCACGGGGUGGAGUCGACCCCCUGCCGUUAGGACUCAGCCUUGUUACAUGAAUUUCCCGCUCUACCAGAGCGUCCUGGUGGAGUCUCCGGUCUCUCUGGCUGUUUCUCCCGGAGUUAUCUCCCUUGACCCGUCGAUGUCCGAAUCCCCGCUCUCCGCCCCGACCUCCAUCAUCUCUCCGGCAGUCGGGAGGAAAGGAGGCGCCGGAGGGAAGAAGGGGAAGAAGAAGAAAGACCCCAACGAGCCUCAGAAACCCGUGUCGGCCUACGCUCUGUUCUUCAAGGACACUCAGGCCGCUAUCAAAGGACAAAACCCCAACGCUACCUUUGGAGAAGUCUCUAAGAUAGUGGCGUCCAUGUGGGACAGUCUGGGGGAGGAGCAGAAACAGGUUUACAAGAGGAAAAACGAAGCGGCAAAGAAGGACUACUUGAAGGCGCUGGCCGAGUACAGAUCCGGACAGAUUUCUCAGUCCCCUAUUGAAGUCAUGGACACCUCCUCAUCGCCGCCAUCACCUCCACCUACAGCGUCUCUCUCCGCCGCUGCCAUGGCAACAGCAGCUUCCAGCCUGGCCGCCCGCAACACCCGCUCGCAGCAUUACAACCCGGAGGAGAACACCAUCACCAACAUCUGCACCUCCAACAUCAUCCUGGACCUCCCUCAGGUCACCACGCGCUCUCGAACCGGUGCUACGAAACCUCCGCCUCCUCGAGCCCCUACGCCCCCUCUGCCCAACCCCCCCACCGUCACUAAGAUCAUCAUCAAGCAGCUGCAGCUUCCUUCAGGUGUGGUUUUGACGUCGACCACGGCCCCCCGCCAGCCGCCCCCCCUCCAGCAGAUGCAGAGCGCCCCCCCGCCCCCCCGGCUGCAGCUUCACGCCCAGCCGCCUCCACCUCUUCAGGCCAAACCUCGAGCCUCAGCUCCUCCUCCGCUGCAGAUCAAGGUGGUGCCGAAGCAGCCGAUCAUCGUGACGUCGGCGGGGGAGUCGCCGUCCUUUUCGGGUCUGACGGAUGAGAUGGGGCAGAUUGGGGAUGAUUUGAUAACGGAGGGAGAGGAAGGAGAGGAAGUGGCGGAGGAAGGGAUGGAGGUGGAAGUGAACGUAGCCACGGUCCCGAGUGUGCCCCCCCCCUCCAGCCAUAACCUCUGUGUUCGCGCCGGCUGCACGAAAGCCGCCGUGGAGAACAAAGACUGGGACCUCGAGUACUGCAGCAACGAGUGUGUCGCCACGCACUGCAGAGAUGUGUUCAUGGCCUGGUGCGCCAUCCGAGGGCAAAACUCCACCACCGUCACAUAAGGAGAAGACAGAUCUGACUGAGAGAAGUGAUACACGGAGAGAGAAAAGGACAAAGAAUAACACAUGAAAUGCAAACGAGCCGAGAGAUGAAAUGAAUGAAUGAUCAGGCUCAGGUAUCGGCACAUAUCGUCUGUUUUAUCAGGCCUCAUUGACGACGAGAACCAAAAGGGGUUCUGUCACAGAGGAAGGUAUUCGUAAAAUCACUACAAUAUACUUUACUGUAAUCGACUCUGCACAAAAAGCCGUGGAGCAGAAAAGCAACUCUUGGAAACACUGCAGUGGGAAUGUCGGAUCACAAUAAGGACGUUACGCUGAAGAAAAAGCAGAAGAAGAAGAAACUUCCAAUUCAUCAUCUGUUGUGAAUCUCAAGUAUGGACUUGAUAUAGAAAACGUUUUAUAUGAAAUAAUGUUAUUAAUUGUUUUGAAAGGAGAAAAAAGUGCAGAAAGGAAAUCAUGAAUUUUUUAGUUUAAUUAUUUUACAGACUUCCACUUCAUAUGUGUACGCUCUUCCCUUUACUGUUACAAUGAGGAUCAACUGAAGUGAAUGUAAUCUAAAUGUUUCAUUGAUCUUCGGUGAUGUGCUUUUGGCGCCGACUGGUUUUACGCACAAACCAGCAACAACUGGGCAAAGCACAAACAAUAUUUAAAUGUCAUUCAAAGGGUUACAUGUUUGUAAUUUUGUGACUACGUGGAAAUAAACCUGCCACUGCGGGUUUGUCACCUUUUUAAUAAGCCACCCUUUGAGGGAAAUAAACUACAAUCAUGUGAACGGUGUCUAUUCAAACAGGUGCUCAAAUUCAGUAGAAAAUGUGACUCUAGCAUUUUCUGUUUGCAAUACCCUAAAAGAGAUCUUUUUGUGGUGCAAAUUGGUUUUAAUGAGAAUCAUUUGCGGUGACAUUUAAUUGAAUCUUGGAUUGAAAUAAACUCGCCAGCUCUGACAACGCUACUGUAAGGGGGAAAGGGAAUACUACAUGAAGACGAUUUACUUUUUAACAUUACAGUGUUUAAUUUAAGAAAUCUGAUUUCAGGUCUGAAUAAUUAAGGAAGGAAAUGGUUGCUUCCAGAAAAAAUAAAACUGUUUCCAGUCGGAUGAAAAUUCAGAAAUCUGUUCUGGUUUAUUGUAGAUAUCCUGGAAAUGUUUUUAAUGAUGAAAUAAAAAAUAUUUUAUGUUUUAAUAUA
Gymnodraco acuticeps is the source of this 4510-nucleotide messenger RNA. Its product is annotated as TOX high mobility group box family member 4-B-like. Lineage: Eukaryota; Metazoa; Chordata; Actinopteri; Perciformes; Bathydraconidae. The record is from RefSeq and is a predicted model, not a curated record. The coding region runs from base 1220 to 3331 and encodes 703 amino acids. The transcript has 12 exons. Gene Ontology annotation, cellular component: nucleus. Gene Ontology annotation, biological process: regulation of transcription by RNA polymerase II. Gene Ontology annotation, molecular function: chromatin DNA binding.